GGAGAACCUGAUGAGGUGUUACGCAAGGCCUGCUGUUUACCUCCCGCAGGAGCCUCCUCCCUCCCUAUAAAACCUGACGUGGUGUGGUGGGGAGACUCGCCAAGACUGAGACUCUGGUUGAAGUGAGAGGCAAUCCCAGGAGACAGGCAGAAAAGCGGCAUAAAGUUAAUGCGGGAGACAGAGAGAAGGACAUCGAGUCAGCAAGCAGCAGGGGCGGUCCACCGUCUGCGCGCUCGUAGGCGGUCGCGGUGGUCGCGCAGGGGGUGGCUCCCAGACCCCAGCUUCCCAUGGAGGCGCCUGAGCUGGGCCCGGGGCUGGUGGAGCGUCUGGAGCAGCUGGCGACGUGUCCGCUGUGUGGGGGCCCCUUCGAGGACCCAGUGCUUCUGGCGUGUGAGCACAGCUUCUGUCGCGCGUGCCUGGCCCGCUGCUGGGGGAACCCGCCGCCCACCGGCACUGAGGGGUCCCCCACCGCCUGCCCCUGCUGCGGCCUGCCGUGUCCCCGCCGCAGCCUGAGGUCUAAUGUGCGGCUGGCGGUGGAGGUACGGAUCAGCCGCGGGCUGCGGGAGAAGCUGGCCGAGCCCGGCGCCCGCUUGGGAAGGCGCCGAGGAGGCCGUAUCCCAACCAUGGGCUGCCUAGACCCGCACGGAGAGGAUAUUAGGAAGACGUGGAGGCGAUUUGAUGCCCCAGCACCCAAGCUGUCUAACUCAGAGGAAAAUCUCCCUGAUGAUUAUCCAGUGGUCAAAAACAUGCUUCACAGACUGACAGCCGACUUGACGCUGGACCCUGGCACCGCACACCGCCGCCUGCUCAUCUCCACCGACCGUCGCAGCGUCCGACUGGCCCCACCAGGCACCCCUGUACCCCUGGACGGCCCCGCGCGCUUCGAUCAGCUCCCAGCAGUACUAGGUGCACAGGGCUUCGGGGCCGGCCGCCAUUGCUGGGAAGUGGAGACCACGGAUGCUGCCUCUUACGGAGACUCUUCCGGAGAGGAUGAGGACGACGGGGAGAGCUGCUAUGCGGUGGGUGCUGCCGGGGAAUCGGUGCAACGCAAAGGCCGCAUCAGGCUGUGCCCAGCGGAGGCCGUGUGGGCAGUGGAAGGCCGCGGCGGCCGCCUGUGGGCCCUCACCGCACCAGAACCCACGCUUCUGGGUGGCGUUGGACCACCGCCGAAGCGCAUUCGUGUGGAUUUGGAUUGGGAGCGGGGCCGUGUGGCCUUCUACGACGGCCGCUCAUUGGACUUGCUCUUCGCCUUCCAGGCGCCCGGACCCCUGGGGGAGCGCGUAUUCCCUCUGCUUUGCACUUGUGAUCCCCGGGCCCCGCUCCGCAUUGUGCCAGGAGAAGGCUGAGAGCCUCCCUUCUGGCCCCUGAGUUUGGACCAGCUACUUUGAGGCUGUUUCCUCUAGUUGCUGAAACGGGUUUAUAAGCCUAUGCAAUAGUAUUAAUAAGCACUCAUCAUCAAUUCUCAUUAUCCCCAUCCCCACAAACCUUACCAGGCCUCUAGGCUUUCACAUCCUGGCCCCAAAUCCAAUAGCUCCUGCCCCCUUUCUCUUGGGGAAUAUCCCCCACCCCACUACUCCAGUACUUUGUUAGUUCUCCCUUUCUACACUAUUCUAGGCCUCAAUUGUGGAAUUGGUUCAGCUUGUUAAGUACUGGUGAGCCAUCCACAUUUACUACACAGAGGUCCUGGCUUUCUUAACUUCAAAGGGUUCAGUGCCUUCUCCACUGUUGGAAGGCUUGUGCUUCCUGGUCCUGUCCAUUUUGAGGUUUCUCCUCAAGAGAGAAAAAGCCUUUUCCUAAAACAAGAAGCUUGAGGCUGGUUAGGCCGUAGGGACCUCUAGGAAGCUUAAUAGCACACCCACUUUUUUUUCAGGAUUGGGGGGGGGGAGUGUAAGCCAGUUCUAUUCUACCUUCCUUUUGUGACUGCUUUCUGUGCUCACAAAUUUUGCCUAUUAAAACCCUUUGUAAAAUUUUCCCCUGCACAUACUCACAAAAAAGAAUGAAUGGUGCUACCCCUCUUUUCCUCAACCUGGGAGACACCCAGACAUCCCCAAAUGCAUCCUUAUACAUAGUCUCACAUCAUUCCACCCCAUGUAUAAAUGGGCCCGUAUUUAACACAUUUUGUGAUGUUGGGUUAUUUAUUUUGUGCAUCUGUGGCAAUAAAUGAGAUCUCAGUGCUGA
Molecule: messenger RNA, 2178 nt
Organism: Ictidomys tridecemlineatus (thirteen-lined ground squirrel)
Lineage: Eukaryota; Metazoa; Chordata; Mammalia; Rodentia; Sciuridae
Gene: Rnf39
Product: ring finger protein 39
Molecular function (GO): protein binding
Source: RefSeq, a predicted model, not a curated record